AGAAUAUUUUGAAUAAUGGCGCGAAGGCUGUUGCUAUCUAGCAACUCAUCAGCCAAUCAGAUUACUCAAAUCAAACAGCAAAACAUUCGGGCUUCAGAGGACUAUCACUUGUUUCACUUACGGCAAAAAAUGCCGCCUCUGAAGGCAUUAAAAAAGAUCAGGCCAUCUACAGCCUCUGGAGUCCUACAAAGCAAUGAAAUUACUGGGAUUCUAGAUGAUAUUAGACCAGUUACUGCACCGGAUAAAGCCGUUGUAGGACUCGAUCCAACGUUUAUUACUUCUCGACAUCAUAUUCCUGGUGCACCGAUUAUCUCUCGUGUUCGAGGCCGACAAGUUCAUGGAGGGAUCCCCGAGAAUGAUUUCAAAUUUGGGAUCGCUAGGAGAGCUACGAUUGCAGGGUUCGAGGAGUUUGAGGAGCAUGAACAGCCGAAAAGGCCAUCGACUGCUGUAGGAUUGUCUAAACAGCUCAAGUUGGAAGACAGAAUAACAUUGGAUCAUCUGUAUCGCAUGCGCCAGGCAUUUGAGGAAGCAGAUUCAGAUGGUAAUGGCACUUUGGACUUAGAAGAAUUUAAAGAUGUCAUUCAAAAUUUAUUUGGAACCAAGUUCAAGAGUGUUGAUCAAGUUACAUCAUUGUUUAUGAAGAUUGACUCCUCAUCUGAUGGAGAAAUCAAUUGGGAUGAGUUUUGUACCUUUAUGCAGCUGGAGUAUGCUGAAAAAGAGGAUUCUUAUUUUAGAUCCAAAGAGACUUCCUUUGCAUUACCUGCAUUAAUAGAAAAUUCUCCUCAACGAGAGCAAGUCAUCAGAGUGUGUCACACGGUUGAUAACACCUUUCUUGUCGUUAGUCAGGAUGGCCUUGUGUCUUUUUGGUCCCAAAAUCUUGAGUUCAAGAGAAUGAAACAUAUUGAAAGUUCCUCGAAGAAAAACAAAUGGAUCACAGACUUUGCUCUGGUACCUCAGUAUAACAAGUUUAUUAUUUCUACUGGUGAUAGAGAAAUCCAGUUCUUUGAGCUUUCAACAUUUGAGCCAUACUGUCAGAUAAGUGGGCUGGAAACUACUCCUCUGCGACUAGACUACUGUUCUACUGGCCCAGAUGAAUGCAUUAUUAUAUAUGGCGAUAGUCAGGGGUGUGUCAACAUUUUUAUCUUGCGCUCUAUGGGCGAAACAUUAAGAAACUGGAAAAAGAUGCCAAAAGUAGAAGGCAUUGCAAGCGUUAAUAUCGACAGUGUGGUCAACUCUGAAAACACAAAGUUUAUAAGAUGGAAGGUCCACAAUGAUUGGGUAUCACAGCUUCGGUACUACGACUCUCUUCGAGCUGUCAUAUCAUGUUCCAAUCACCAAGAAACAGGCUUAGUUAUCGGGCAGACUACGGGUAGUACAGAAUCACAAAUGAACCCAACAAACGACCGAAGAAAAACCGCCACAACUGCAGCACGUGACACUCAACCUCGUCGCCGAUUGGACGCUGACCAAACUGUGUUUCGCGUUUACAAAGGCGUCAAGACUUUCGAUUUUUGUAAGGAAAAGAAUUUAAUUGUCACAGGAGGGAUGGAUCGUUUGGUAAGGAUGUGGAAUCCAUAUGUCCCAAGUAAACCAACAGGUAUCUUACGAGGACACACAGCACCUAUAUUUCAUCUAUUCAUUUCUCCUGAAGACGAUAGAAUAUUCAGUAUAUCUACCGAUAAAACCAUCAAGGUCUGGGACCUUCAUGACCAAACGUGUCUUUUAACCGUGAGGCCAAAGGCGCAUAAAAUUAGAGGUGAUUUAUCAGCCAUCCAUUACAAUCCGAUAUCCAGAGGUUUGGCAGUAGCAACAUCAGAUCAAGUCGCCUUACUACCCUUAAAAAUAAGACCCACGUCACGUGAGGUAACUACGACUCACAAAGAACCCGUCACGUCAAUCAAAUACAACAAGAGUUUUAAACACGUGUUAACAGCGUCUGAAGGAUCGGUUUGUCGCGUGUGGGACAUAGAGACUGGUAACCACGUGUUUGAAUUCAACCAACUCCACGGGGAUAGCGCUAUAACUUGUAUGUCGUUCGAUUCUACUGAGAGAAGGUUGAUAACAGGAGGUCGUGAUGGUCGCCUGCGAAUAUGGAAUUAUAACAAUGGACAUUGUCUUAGAACGUUAGAAAAAGAAAAGGAUAUAGACGAGGUUACAGACCUUGUUUACAUAGUCAUGCACAAAAACAGAUAUAUCAUAUCGGUUGGGUGGGAUAGAAGAAUAAACGUGUUCUCUGAUGAUAUCGAUGAUAUUCACCAUAUUCAACGCCCCUAUAUUGACUGGUCGGAUGACUUGUUAAACGGUCAUAAAGAAGAUAUUCUUUCAGUGGCUGUCUGUCCACCAAAUCUUCUAGCUACCUCCAGCUACGAUGGAGAGAUAAUAAUUUGGAAUCGUAUUUCGGGACACAUCUUCUGCCACAUCCAUUCUCCCCACAAGUGUAGAGGAAAUGAAGACGAUUUAUCAUCAUUGGAUGGAGGCAAUGCUAUUGACAGCCUGGUCUUUCUUACCAAGAGAUCCUCGAACAAGGAGUCAGCGACACUUGUUGCCAGCGGUCCACAGGGAUAUGUCCAUUUCUGGAAUGUGUACUCAGGGGGGACUCUGUACUCUGCUUUUAAACCGUCGCAGUACGGUAUGUGUACCAUGGCAACAGAUUCAGAAAAUAAAAGAGUGGUGACAGCAGAUUCAGCUGGAUUCGUGUAUGUAUGGAACAUCGAAGAUUAUUGCAUGAAUGGCAAAACCAAAAAACCGCCUGAACGAUUUAGCGGCUGGCGAGCUCACGUACAAGCAAUAACUGGGGUCGAGCUUGUAGAAGCGUACGGCGUUAUUUUAACAUCAUCGAUAGAUUGUACCGUCAGAUCAUGGACAUGGGAAGGACACUUCAUUG
Molecule: messenger RNA, 2884 nt
Organism: Actinia tenebrosa (Australian red waratah sea anemone)
Lineage: Eukaryota; Metazoa; Cnidaria; Anthozoa; Actiniaria; Actiniidae
Product: cilia- and flagella-associated protein 337
Molecular function (GO): calcium ion binding; protein binding
Source: RefSeq, a predicted model, not a curated record